AUGAUCUACAAAUCCAGCUUUUUCUUCAAUAGCAACUUCCUCUUUUUGUCCAGCUUUCUUUUCUCUUUCUUUCCUUUUCAACAAUUCUGUUUUGACUUUCUUUACUUUUCUUUAUUUAUCUAUCUGUGUUUCUUUCUGUCUUUCUUUCUUUCUUUCUUUCUUUCUUUCUUUCUUAAUAUCUUUCUUUCUUUCUAUUUUAUGCUGGUUCGUUUCAAUUUAUACAAUUUGCCUAUCAAUUUCCCUCUUUUUGUUCAGCCUUUUAUACAUUGUUUCUUUCUUUUUUCUUUCUUUCGUUUACUUAUAAUCAUAUUUCAGUUGAUAUUUCAUUUAUCAUAUCUGCUUGCGCUUUUUGGUCUGGUAAUUUGUGCAUUUCUUCUUACUUUCUUUUUCAAUUCAUUUUUGCCAUUCUUUCUUUCUUUUUAUAUUGACGUACUUCAGUUUCUAUCCUUGUCUAUCAAUUUCCUCUUUGUCCAGCCAUUUUUUUUCAACAAUUCAUUUUGGCGUUACUUUCUUUCUUUCUUUUUCUUUCUUUCUUUCUUUCUUUCUUUCUUUCUUUCGUUCUAUUUUAUAUUAUACUUUUGUUUACCAAUUUCUUCUUUUGUCCAGCCAUUUUUUCAACAGUUCAUUUUAGCGUUUCUUUCUUUCUUUCUUUCUUUCUUUCUUUCUUUCUUUCUUUCUUUCACCCAUUAUUAUUGCCUUCAUUUUUUAUUUACUUCAAUCGUGUUUCCUUUUUUUUAUUUCUCUCCAUCUCUUGUUGUUGUACAUUUAUAUUAA
Molecule: messenger RNA, 774 nt
Organism: Acanthosepion pharaonis
Lineage: Eukaryota; Metazoa; Mollusca; Cephalopoda; Sepiida; Sepiidae
Source: the annotation of a GenBank genome assembly